Messenger RNA from Lampris incognitus (smalleye Pacific opah), 1639 nucleotides. RefSeq lists its product as uncharacterized. The coding region runs from base 72 to 1202 and encodes 376 amino acids. The record is from RefSeq and is a predicted model, not a curated record. NCBI's taxonomy places the organism in Eukaryota, Metazoa, Chordata, Actinopteri, Lampriformes, Lampridae. Gene Ontology annotation, molecular function: dioxygenase activity. The transcript has 8 exons.
ACGACCUUGCGAGAAAGCUUAGUGGCUCACCUUUAUAACUGUCUCUCGGGAGCCCGUUCACAUUUUCCAGUAUGAGUAUACCAGUGGUGGAUUUUGGGGCAUACAAGCUGAGUGAAACAGAUGUCUCUCCGGAGCAACUUGAUAACUUGGGUAAACAGCUGAAAAUAGCUUUUACGGAGAUUGGGUUUGUCUAUCUAAGGAACACUGGAAUUACACAGGAGGAGGUGGACUGUGUCAUGGACAUCUGCAAGAAAUUCUUUCUGCAGCCAGAGGAGCUAAAACGUCCCUACAGCAGGGGAAGCUUUGUCAACAUCCGCAACCACGGCUGGGUGUCCUUGGAGAGUGAGAAGCUGAAUCCACGCCACCCGGGAGACUUGAAGGAGGCAUUUAACGCAACAUCUCUCCGCUCUGACAUAAAAUGGCCAUCAGGUGAUUUGGCGGCGUUCCGGGAUGUCCAGACAUCUUUUUUCCUGCGGUGUAAAGAGCUUUCACUGCGAGUGCUUAGGGUGAUGGCCCACAGCCUGGGUCUGGAGCCAGAGGUGUUCGUCAGCGCACACAGUUUGAUUGGAAGUGACGGGAACACUAGUACGCUGCGAUCUCUGUACUACCCCCCAGUGAACAAUGUGGAGGUAAAGGAGGGUCAGCUGCGGUGUGGUGAACACUCGGACUACGGCAGCAUCACCCUGGUGUUCCAGAGCAGUGAGGGGGGGCUUCAGGUCCUCAGUCGCUCGGGCGACUUUGUCUCUGCUCCCGGCAUACCUGAAACAGCCCUCAUCAAUAUAGCUGACCUGAUGCAGCGCUGGACUUCUGACCAGCUCAUCUCUGCGGUCCACAGGGUUUUGCUGCCUCCUGCUGGCGAAUCACGCGCACGUCAGUCUCUGGCGUUCUUUGUGCAGCCGGACGACGAGGCCCUCAUCACCUGUUGUGACGGCUCUAACAAGUACCCUCCUGUUACGUCAGGGGCCUACCUCACCGAGAGAUACAAUGACACGUAUGGGCGACAGCCAUGGUCCAGCCCUACACCCCCGCCCGGCCACUUCGCUCUGCUGCCUCGGGAUGCCUGGUUGCCCCAUCGCCCAGAGGCCCCUGCUGCCGAUCGACCCGGUCACGGCUCUUUUCUGUACUGGCCCCACAGUGGUGGAAUGAACUCCCCACUGAUGUCAGGACAGCAGAGUCGCUGCCCAUCUUCCAGCGCAGGUUGAAAACUCACCUCUUUAAGAACUACUACCCUUUUACUUGCUCUUAGCACUUAUUGUAUUCACUCAUUAAAAAAAAAAUCUUUCUUGCACUUUACUUUAGCACUGGUUUUGCUCUUAGAUGCUUGUUUAGAUGCACUUAUGACCUCUAAUGACUAGUAGUUCUCCUGAUUUCCUACGUUAAAUGCACUUAUUGUAAGUCGCUUUGGAUAAAAGUGUUGGCUAAAUGACUGUAAUGUAAUGUAAUCAAAAAGACAUACAUGUUAGGGUUAAUACUCCUGUCUGUGCCCCUCAGCAAGGCAAUGGAAAGAACUGGAGUUGGUCCCCGGGCACCACAGCUGCCCACUGCUCCCUUACAAUAGGAUUGAUUAAAUGCAGAGAACAAAUUCAUUGUAAAAAUACAAUUCGUUGUAAGAAUACAAUGACAAAAUAAAGUGUCUUUC